AUGGGGAAGGACCAGGAGCUGCUGGAAGCUGCUCGAACUGGAAAUGUGGCUCUGGUGGAGAAACUCCUGUCUGGCAGGAAAGGAGGGAUCCUGGGCGGUGGAUCCGGACCCCUACCCCUGUCUAAUCUGCUAAGCAUCUGGCGAGGCCCCAAUGUGAACUACACAGACAGUUCGGGUUACACGGCUUUACACCACGCAGCCUUAAAUGGACAUAAGGACAUCGUUCUCAAACUGCUUCACUAUGAGGCAUCCACAAAUGUCGCAGACAAUAAAGGUUAUUUUCCUAUUCACCUGGCUGCCUGGAAAGGAGAUGUGGAAAUUGUGAAGAUCCUGAUUCACCAUGGGCCAUCACAUUCCAGAGUCAACGAACAGAACAAUGAGAACGAGACUGCUCUUCACUGUGCAGCUCAAUAUGGACACGCAGAAGUGGUUGCUGUGCUUCUGGAAGAGCUCACGGACCCCACGAUCAGGAACAGCAAGCUAGAAACGCCUUUGGACCUGGCAGCGCUCUAUGGGCGGCUUAGAGUGGUCAAGAUGAUCAUCAGUGCACACCCCAACCUCAUGAGCUGCAACACUCGCAAGCACACACCUCUGCACCUUGCUGCACGCAACGGGCACAAAGCAGUCGUGCAGGUGCUGUUGGAAGCAGGGAUGGAUGUAAGCUGUCAGACAGAAAAGGGGAGUGCACUUCAUGAAGCAGCCUUAUUUGGGAAGGUGGAUGUUGUACGAGUUCUCUUAGAAACAGAAUAUUUAGAAGGUGUGGCCAGAUCAACCGUCUUUGAAGACCAUGUACAGGAAGAUGCAACACAAGAAACACUCAUUUCACCUCCUGUGGAGUCUCCUUCCCAAAAGACCAAAAGUGAAACUGUGACUGGAGAAUUAUCAAAACUCUUGGAUGAAAUAAAACUCUGCCAAGAAAAGGAUUACUCCUUUGAAGAUUUGUGCCACACAAUAUCCGACCACUACCUAGAUAAUUUGAGCAAGAUUUCAGAGGAAGAACUUGGGAAAAAUGGAAGUCAGAGUGUAAGAACUUCAUCUACAAUAAAUUUGUCACCAGGAGAAGUAGAAGAAGAUGAUGACGAUGGAAACACUUGUGGGCCCUCAGGAAUUUGGGAAGCAUUAACUCCUUGUAAUGGAUGUAGGAACCUUGGUUUUCCCAUUCUUGCACAGGAGUCUUACGCAAAGAAGAGGAGUCACACUAUGGAAAUUGUACCGUCGGCUUCUCUGGAGACAUUGCCUUUUGACAAUGAGAACUUCCUAUGUGAUCUCACGGACAUGGCAGUUACGAAGAAACCUUGCUCCUUAGAAAUUGCGAGGGCACCUUCCUCAAGAACUGAUAUUGCCUCAGAGGUAGCAAUUACUGCUCCAGGAGCUAGUAACCAUAGAAACAGCUCAACCGGCCCAACACCUGAUUGUUCACCGCCAUCCCCCGACACUGCCCUCAAAAAUAUUGUCAAAGUUAUCCGACCCCAGCCUAAACAACGAACGUCUAUCGUGUCUUCUCUGGAUUCUCAACGAGUGAACCACAACCAAGAAUAUUUUGAAAUCAGCACAUCCACAGGGUGCCCAAGUUCGACCUCUAGCCCUCCUGCUAGUCCACCGGCCUCUUCUGUGGGAGCAGUAGAAGUCAAGAACGAAGGACCCGACCACACAGAUGACCUGUCUCAACAGGAGGACAACGACCCCCCCAAGGAAUAUGAUCCUGGGCAAUUUGCAGGCCUGCUCCAUGGCUCCUCUCCAGCCUGUGAGUCCCCCGAAAAUCCAUUUCAUCUCUAUGGGAAGAGAGAGAAAUAUGAAGAUGGACAACAUGAAAUCCAUUUGGCAAACAGUCCUGUGCCUUUCAAGCCGUCUCCAAUAGAAAGCAACUCAGAACCUGCGGUGAAGAAAAUUAAACCCAAAGUGGUCAGUAGAACAAUUUUUCACAAAAAAGGCAACCCACUGGAAAACCAUACCAUUGUUGGCACCAGGGCAACUAGAAAUGCAUCCCGGAAUGGGGACCGGUGGGUUGGGAACACAGGGGGAUUAGUAGAGAGAGCCUGUACGCUGGGGCGAAUAAGGUCCUUGCCAAGAGCCUUGAUUGAGAAGCAUUUAUCCAAAACUGUCUCUAAAUCGGAUUCUGAUCUCAUUGCCCACCCUUCAAAUGAGAAAACAGCAAGAGUUAACUGGAGUGAAACUUCAACUGCUGAACACAGUGCAAAGCGGAAUUCAGAAAGAACACCAUCCUUCACAUCUGAAUGGGAAGAAAUCGAUAAGAUUAUAAAUUCCAUAGAUGUUGGAAUCUGCAGUGAACUUGAAGAGAUGAAUGGUGAGACCAAAAGACCCAGAUGCCCUGUCCAAACAGUGGGACAAUGGUUGGAAAGCAUUGGGCUACCUCAGUACGAGAACCACCUGAUGGCUAAUGGAUUUGACAAUGUGCAGUUUAUGGGAAGCAAUGUUAUGGAAGAUCAGGAUCUGUUGGAAAUUGGAAUCCUUAAUUCUGGGCACAGACAAAGAAUUCUACAGGCAAUCCAGCUCCUUCCAAAGAUGCGGCCCCUUGGUCACGAUGACUACCAUCCCACCUCUGUGGCAGAGUGGCUGGAUUCCAUUGAACUGGGCGACUACACCAAAGCCUUCCUCAUCAACGGCUACACGUCCCUGGACCUGUUGAAAAAACUCUGGGAGGUUGAGCUUAUUAAUGUUUUGAAAAUCAGUUUGAUUGGCCACAGGAAACGUAUUUUGGCAUCUCUGGGAGACCGGCUACACGACGAUCCUCCACAGAAACCCCCUCGGUCCAUCACCCUCAGGGAACCCAGUGGUAAUCACACUCCUCCUCAGUUGUCUCCAUCACUUAGCCAAAGCACUUACACCACUGGUGGCUCCCUAGACGUUCCUCACAUUAUCAUGCAGGGCGAUGCAAGGAGGAGAAGAAAUGAAAACUACUUUGAUGAUAUUCCCCGAUCGAAACUGGAGAGGCAGAUGGCUCAGUCGUCUGUCUGUGAAAUCUGGACGAAUCAGAAUGCUGGAUUUCCUUUCUCAGCGAUCCAUCAGGUUCAUAAUACAGGAGACUGGGGAGAACCGUCCAUUACGCUGCGACCCCCGAAUGAAGCCACGGCCUCCACGCCAGUACAGUACUGGCAGCAUCACCCAGAAAAGCUCAUCUUCCAGUCCUGUGAUUACAAGGCGUUCUAUUUAGGUUCUAUGCUGAUAAAAGAGCUCAGGGGGACAGAAUCAACCCAGGAUGCUUGUGCAAAAAUGCGGGCAAACUGUCAGAAGUCAACAGAGCAAAUGAAGAAGGUCCCCACUAUUAUCCUUUCCGUCUCUUAUAAAGGAGUCAAGUUUAUUGAUGCAACCAAUAAGAACAUAAUUGCUGAGCACGAAAUUCGUAACAUCUCCUGUGCUGCCCAGGACCCAGAAGACCUCUCAACAUUCGCUUAUAUCACAAAAGAUUUGAAGUCCAACCACCACUACUGCCAUGUGUUUACUGCCUUCGAUGUGAAUUUAGCCUAUGAAAUCAUCCUCACCCUGGGGCAGGCAUUUGAAGUCGCUUACCAGCUAGCCCUGCAAGCAAGAAAAGGGGGGCACUCCUCCACACUUCCAGAGAGCUUUGAAAACAAACCCUCCAAGCCCAUCCCCAAGCCCCGCGUCAGCAUUCGCAAGUCGGUGAUCGACCCAUCUGAGCAAAAGACUCUGGCCAAUCUGCCGUGGAUUGUGGAGCCGGGCCAAGAAGCCAAAAGGGGAAUUAAUACCAAGUAUGAAACCACGAUUUUCUGAUACCCACCGUCCUCCCGUCCUUGCGGUGCCUUGCACGCCAAGCAGUCCGGAGCAGGCUUUCCUUCGCCUCCGUUUCCACCCCGCCCCAGAGGAGGAAGACCGCUCUGUGUGUGUGGCCUUGACAUGGGCUAAAGGCCUCUGGCCGUUUCUGGGGGAGUUCUUUUCUGCACCAGUGACAGGAAAUGCCACCAAGACUUUCCGGCCACAACCCCUCAGAGGCGGGAGUUGUGAUGUGUUUGCCUGACAUGCCAACUCCCCAUCCCCUAGCGUCACCCAAGGUAUUUCUGAUGACUCAGACCCUGGACCUGCUCCGCUUUCUUGGGGGUUAAUACCUUUUUAAAAAGAGAAAAAAAAAUCAAAUGGGAUCGCUCAUACUGCCUAAAAAAAUCCGAGAUCCCUUUUGUUCGCUGUCAGCAGUCUUCACGGUAAAACCAGAAUAGACCCACCCCACCAAGCAUCUGUAAAACCAUCUAUCACUGAGUAUCGAGUCGUGCAAAAGGACAAAAUCACCACCCCCACCACACCACCCCCACCCCCGAUUGCUAAUGAGGUACGUCCGAACCCAAUUUCUAUCAUUGUGGAUUUCAUAUGUAACUCCGUCCGAAAACCUUUCCAUCAAUCCACCGACUCGAAAUUUAAGAGUGAUUUAAAGAGAGGGCAGGGGGGGGGACCCAAAAAAAGGAGGGAUUUAUUAUGCACAGAAAAAAAUGUGUCUUGUAUUAAAUAUUUUUAUUAAAAGAAUGUCUCAUUCAUGCAUUGGUGAGCAUAGUAGGUUGGUUGUGAGGGAUGUUUUUGCUUUCUUUUCAAAAUAAUUUCAAUCUCUACGACUUCCAAGAGGACUGGCUCAGUUUGGGGCAAAAUACUGAGGAUGCUGAACCAGAGCAGGAGUUUCGGGCAAGCAGAUUGGCGUAGAACCCAAAGUGCUGAUGCGGCCACAAGCUGGCUAAGGUUUUUUGUUUUGUUUUUUAAAUCUUCACAGUGUUUUAAGGAAACAUGUUUAAAAAUAAAUAAAUAAAUCUAGGGCUCCUGCUAUCAAGAUUUCUUUCAUGGAAACCUUGUUUGAGAAAGGUGUUAAUAAAAUUCUAUUGCAAAAAUUUUUUUCUAGAAAAAAAAUUAAAUAUAUAUUAAAAAGAUAUUCCAAAGUAAUAAAACUUUUCUUGAGACAAAAAAAGAUAAAUAAAUGUUUGCUUACAAUUUGAUUAAAUAAAAUUUACUGACCAUUUCUUUGCAGCUAUGUUAAUUUUUUAAAUGUCUCUGUGGAGUAUUUGUAUAAUACCAUAAUGUAUAUUUAUGUAGAAUCAAAUUAUAUAAACAGUACCGAUAUCAUUAUAGAAGAAAUUAACAUUUUAAUGUAUAUUGUUCUAAUCGAGCAUAUUGUGAAGCCUUUUGAAGUUCAUUAUAAACGAUAUUGAUAAAUUGUGGGAUUGUCUUCCUGUUUUGUUUUGUUUUUUCAAUUAACCUAAUAUUAUUUUAACCCUAACUCAGAUUUACUGGUUAUAUUCAUCAGUUGGUGAGUUUUGAGGAAGGAGAACUAAAUUUCAUUAUUUGAAACUGACAAAUGUAUUUGGAGUUAGUUCUGUUGAAAAAUUUUAAUACAAUAUUAAAUUACUUGAACUGAA
Echinops telfairi (small Madagascar hedgehog) is the source of this 5369-nucleotide messenger RNA. RefSeq names its product ankyrin repeat and sterile alpha motif domain containing 1B (gene ANKS1B). The record is from RefSeq and is a predicted model, not a curated record. Gene Ontology annotation, molecular function: protein binding. Bases 1 to 3750 code for a protein of 1249 amino acids. The transcript is spliced from 26 exons. Gene Ontology annotation, cellular component: cytosol. NCBI's taxonomy places the organism in Eukaryota, Metazoa, Chordata, Mammalia, Afrosoricida, Tenrecidae.